Dreissena polymorpha is the source of this 1457-nucleotide messenger RNA. Its product is annotated as 26S proteasome regulatory subunit 10B. The transcript is spliced from 12 exons. Bases 77 to 1252 code for a protein of 391 amino acids. NCBI's taxonomy places the organism in Eukaryota, Metazoa, Mollusca, Bivalvia, Myida, Dreissenidae. Gene Ontology annotation, cellular component: proteasome regulatory particle, base subcomplex; cytosolic proteasome complex. Gene Ontology annotation, biological process: positive regulation of RNA polymerase II transcription preinitiation complex assembly. The record is from RefSeq and is a predicted model, not a curated record. Gene Ontology annotation, molecular function: ATP binding; ATP hydrolysis activity; proteasome-activating activity.
CAUUAUCUCUUUGGGGUGAAAAUAAACUCUUAGCCUGCGGAGAUCGUUAAUUCACCGGCAAGUAAAAAAGAACAAAAUGACAACCGAUACAGUUAGAGAAAAAGCUCUUUCUGAUUACAGAAAGAAGCUUUUAGAACAUAAAGAACUUGAAGCACGUUUAAAAGAAAUGAGAGAACAAUUGAAAGAAUUGACCAAACAAUAUGACAAGUCUGAGAAUGAUCUGAAGGCUUUACAAAGUGUUGGACAGAUCGUUGGUGAAGUACUUAAGCAGCUCACAGAAGAUAAAUUCAUCGUGAAGGCCACCAAUGGUCCCCGAUAUGUUGUGGGAUGUCGCAGACAGUUGGACAAGGCCAAGCUGAAAUCUGGCACCAGAGUAGCCCUGGACAUGACAACGCUGACAAUCAUGAGGCACCUGCCCCGUGAAGUGGACCCCCUUGUAUACAACAUGUCUAUUGAGGACCCCGGGGAUGUGAGCUACAAUCAGGUGGGCGGGCUGGGAGAGCAGAUCAGAGAACUCAGGGAGGUGAUAGAGCUGCCCCUGAUGAACCCCGAGCUGUUCCAGCGUGUAGGGAUCACGCCACCCAAGGGCUGCCUGCUGUACGGACCCCCAGGCACUGGAAAGACACUGCUGGCAAGAGCAGUAGCCUCACAGCUGGAUGCUAACUUCUUGAAGGUGGUAUCCAGUGCGAUUGUUGAUAAAUACAUUGGAGAGAGUGCCCGUCUCAUCCGAGAAAUGUUUGCAUUUGCAAGGGACCAUCAGCCUUGUAUUAUAUUCAUGGAUGAAAUCGAUGCUAUAGGUGGUAGGAGGUUCUCAGAAGGUACCUCUGCUGACAGAGAGAUCCAGAGGACACUGAUGGAGUUGCUGAAUCAGAUGGAUGGUUUUGAUGCCCUGGGACAGGUGAAGAUGAUCAUGGCAACUAACAGACCUGACACCCUAGACCCAGCCCUGCUGAGGCCCGGUAGACUGGACAGGAAAAUUGAGAUCCCCCUGCCCAAUGAACAGUCCAGAGCUGACAUUCUCAAGAUUCAUGCCGCACCUAUUGCAAAACACGGAGAAAUAGACUGGGAAGCUGUAGUGAAGCUCUCAGAUGAUUUCAAUGGUGCUGAUCUGCGCAAUGUCUGCACAGAAGCAGGUAUGUUUGCCAUCAGAGCUGAGCGAGACUAUGUGAUAGAAGAGGACUUCAUGAAAGCUGUCAGAAAGGUGGCAGAUAACAAGAAACUGGAGUCUAAACUGGACUACAAACCAGUGUAAACUGUAACGGGAAUCAGAGGGGAAACAAACUUGCUGUCGGAAGGCAUAGCAUAUAUAUAAUGUUAAUAAUGAUUUAACUUUGAAAGAUACGGAUGUUGUAGGGAACUUUUUUUCUUAGAAUGAAAACUUAUGAAUGAUUUACUUCAUAUUGAGCAUUUUGAUUGUGUUAGUUCAUGUAUAUGAAAAAAAGUUAUUAAACGUGAAA